CUUGAUGGCGUCUUGUUCUUUCCUCAGUGGUUGGCACUUCCUCAAUCCAGCAACGUUCCUUCCCAAUGUGCAAUUGCAGCUCAUUACGGCAAUUGCACUCCUUCACCUACCUACUUUAGUUACACCCAUAUCUAUAUAAUCUUCUCUUCUUCACAUCUCAUUCUUCUCAUGAACAUCAACAAUCCAUCAUCAAAAUCAUUUGGCUUUAUUGCAUAUUUGCCUUCUGCUUCACCCAUUCUAGUAACAUUGGAACUUCAUUCUUCCUGCAUUAUCAUCCGAGAAUUAUCACUCAAAGUUUUAAUUUGAAGUAAAUUCAUUCUUCAUGCAUUUUAAAGCUCUUGCUGUUGCGGCUCUUGCCCUUGUUGGUGCGGCUACUGCUCAACGUCCCACGGAUACUAGUAUUUGCGAUUAUUAUACCACUGCUCUGUUUAUAAAUAAUACUGCCGAUUUUCAACAUCAGUUGAUAAUGCGCAUUGUCAACAUUGCUCUUGUUGGUAACCAUGGUAAGUAUUCCAUUGAAAGUUCUGCGGUGGUUUUCACUCAUCAAUCCCUUGCAGCCCCUAGCCCUGGUGUCAAUGUCACCGGUAUCCUCUACACUGGUACCUACAAUGGUAUCAAAGUCAAUUUAUUACCAUAUUUUGACGGUGGCUUUUUCUCUACAAACGGGGGAGGAAAGCCUAUAUCUGUCGACUUCCUCGAUAGUGGUGGAUUGGCUACUCUUUCGUCUAACAAAGCUGCCGAUUCCAUGUCGAGCAAUCAAUAGUAAGCUCCCCAGAUUACAAAUACAGCAAGAAAUUAACCACGAUAGUUUCCUCAUGACCCAUCUCUACCAGUACUUUGGUGUACUACUUGGAUGCUCCAAGCAAGGUGGCACUGAAUUUCCGGCGUAUUCUGGUUCUGAUUCUCAGUAUAAAGUUCACAAGUAAGUCAACCAAAUGCCUCAUAGUACUUCUCGUGAAUCGAACCUACUUCCGGUGAUAAGCCAACGCAAUCUCUAACAACAAUACAAUAGGUUCAUGGAUCUCUCCGAUGCUGAAGUUAAUUACUUCAUUGAACAAGUUGCACUAUCCGCCUCAUCUUUUGGCGUUUCUGCCUCGGAUCUAAUGAUCAUCGGCUAUGCACUUCGGCAAUCAUUCGGUUAUCGUUGCUUGCCGCCUGCAACUAUUAUUCCCAGUCAAGGAGCCCAGUUGCAAUCCAUUUGCACUGACAGUACAUGCCCGCUUGCACCAAAUAAUACUUGCGCCUCAUAUGACCAAACUAUCACCAAGCCUAAGUUGGAUCCAUGCUAUGUUGCCAAGGCCGCUUGCUACAAAGCACCAGGAACCUCCAGCAAUCUAUGCAAUAACAAUUACCUAAUUUGCAAAGCUUCAGGCGGAAUCAAGACCAAUGGCACAACUUCACCAUCCAACACAUGUUCAUGUUCUGGAUCGGGUCCAUGUUUGUGUUCAGCCUCGGGCUCGGCCUCAUGUCCAUGUUCGGAUUCUGGCUCGUGUCCAUGUUCGGAUUCUGGCUCGUGUCCAUGUUCGAAUUCUGGCUCGUGUCCAUGUUCAGCACCUAAAACUGAGUCUGGCACAGGCUUUGGAACUUCAUCUAACAAGACAUCCGGUACUGGCUCAAGCAAGACAAAUAGCACAGGUACAGGUACAGGUUCUGGUUCUGACAGCAAGACGAAUGGCACCACUACUGCCACUAAACCAACUCAACUCACAGCCGGUGCUGCUACUGUUGGGGUGGGAUUUGCAGCCAUAGCUGGUGGCCUUUUAGCCUUUUUCUUGUAGAUCUACAGGCGUAAAAACAGACAGUCGGAGUUCGGUAAAUGUGUUUAUUAUCGGCAAUGUGUCGGAGCAUUGCUAGAUGAGAAAAACCAUGGAUCAUUGUUGACUUUCUCUUCUUCAUGUGGUCGAUAAUGAGUCUGUAUGGUUCUUUCAUCGGUUAGAUGUAAUAAUUCGUUGAAGCCUUCUUUUUAAGUGGUAUGAAUGCUUGUGGAGAUGAUAGAAGAAAAGAAAAUAGGA
Molecule: messenger RNA, 2012 nt
Organism: Sclerotinia trifoliorum
Lineage: Eukaryota; Fungi; Ascomycota; Leotiomycetes; Helotiales; Sclerotiniaceae
Source: the annotation of a GenBank genome assembly